This is a messenger RNA of Eremothecium sinecaudum, 1206 nucleotides long. It is a transcript of the gene MEI4, whose product is annotated as Mei4p. The record is from RefSeq and is a predicted model, not a curated record. The transcript has 2 exons. Bases 1 to 1206 code for a protein of 401 amino acids. Lineage: Eukaryota; Fungi; Ascomycota; Saccharomycetes; Saccharomycetales; Saccharomycetaceae.
AUGGAGACCAGAGAUCCUUUUGCUUCUAUGGAAGUGGAACUAGGUAUCGCGCUAGCAAUAAUUAAACAGAGGAACCCCGUACUAUGGAAUAAAUUGACCCCAUGCUGUUAUUUAGAGAAACUCAAUCAUUCAAUUUCGCCAGAGCUAUCCAACAUCUCAACCAGUUGGAAGAAGAGAUCUAGAGAAACUUAUUCUGGACAGUCAAAAAGGCAACGGCUAGUAGAUCAUUCAGGCAACAAAAAUAAAAAUCAGGAGGCCCAGACUGUAGUAAUUCAUAAGCCGGAUAUCGUGCGGGAUAUAGAAGAUAAUCCAAACUAUGCCUCGCUUGAAGGUGCUGUAAAAUUUAUCAAGAGGAAUGCUAAGCUACCUGGUAGAAAACACAUUGCUGAGUUAAGCUCGGAGGUGAAAACGGUGUCAUCAGGGUUCAGUUCAAAGAAAGUGACGUCGUGGAUUUUACCUACGUAUAGAAGACUACGAUGGAUUUUGAUACUGCCCAAUCCUCCUUCGCAGCUUGUAGACAUGGUCCGAGCAUUUGCAAUAUUCAUAGUGAGCUACUACGCCUAUCAUUCAACUCCCGACAGUGCUUUCAGGUACGUGACAAAGACCCUCUUUUAUAAAUUCAACCUCGAAAUGUGGGAUAAAACUUUUCGAUCUUUAACAAACAGCAAAGAUGUUGGUCACCUCUUUCUUACAUGCAGGGGUUCAGAAGCAUUGAUCUGGUCGAGGCUAUGCCGUGAGCAACGACGCAUGGCAGAGAUAAUAUUAGUAACACGAUCCAGAUUUAGAAAGACAAAUACAAUGGUGGUCCGCUGUAUCUCAAACUAUAUGCAUAUUCUGGAAAGCUUGGUUAGGUGUUAUCUAAGGAUUAAACAUGAAACUGCGCUCUAUCAAUCGACCUCCAAAAGAGCAUACGAACAGAUUCACAACCACAGAACUAGGACUUUCGAUAACAAGUACGAAAUAGAAAUGAUGGAAGUCCUAGGCAGGCAAGGCGAUUCAACAAAAGAUGUUAUCGAAACAAUAGACCAAACUUUUAAAAUAUUGAAGGGAUUAGAUUGGAAGCAGAUUCAUCUUAGUAAGGUCGAUCGGCAGGAGCUGGCCUCUUACCGCAAAUAUGUGCAGAGUUCUUUGCUACUUACUGGUAACACAAACCUUAUUGCUGACUUCAGACUGGCAAUGGACGGCUUACCAAAAAUACAUGAAUGA